Molecule: messenger RNA, 840 nt
Organism: Lycium barbarum (goji berry)
Lineage: Eukaryota; Viridiplantae; Streptophyta; Magnoliopsida; Solanales; Solanaceae
Product: heavy metal-associated isoprenylated plant protein 28-like
Exons: 3
Coding region: 162-593 (143 amino acids)
Molecular function (GO): metal ion binding
Source: RefSeq, a predicted model, not a curated record
CUCCAAAUAAUAGAUAGACAUGCCUGUCCAGGUCAAGUUUUGUGUAUAUAUAAACACACACAGCAGACACACAAAGGCACACCAAUUAAACUUAGAUAUUUCAUCUAAAGGAAGUCUACAUUAUUUGUGUUGCUAGCUAGCUCUUCUCAAAGUCGCAAAAUAUGACGAUUGUGGAAAUGAGAGUGCACAUGGACUGUCCAGGAUGCGAAAGUAAAAUAAGAAAGGCUCUCAAGAAGCUUAAGGGAGUGGACAACAUUGACAUAGACAUGAACAUGCAAAAGGUGACAGUAACAGGAUGGGCAGAGCAGAAAAAAGUCCUCAAAACAGUGAGGAAAACUGGAAGGAAAGCUGAACUAUGGCCAUAUCCAUACAAUCCUGAAUACCAUAACUAUAUGCACCAUUAUUAUGACACAUUCUACAGCAGGCCAAGCACGCACUUCGCCCCACCUUCUUCUUUCUACAACUACCGCGAGCAUGGCUACAAUGGCCAUGCUCACGGUUACUAUGCAGAGCUACCUUACAAUACUAUUUUUGAUGAACGAACCAGACACAUGUUUAGUGAUGAUAAUGCCACUGGCUGUUCUAUAAUGUGAUUUGAGCUGAUUCAGGAUGCUCAUUAGGGGGUUUGCAAUGCUCUAUUUGCUUUCUUUGUUCUAUCUUUUAGGUAGAUGUUUGAUUUGCAAAAUUAGGCUUGUUUUGGGGUGUUUGUUUUUUUUAUAGCUCCAUUGAGGUCGAGAAAGGGGGGAAAACUAUGCAGCUUACAAUGGAAUCAAGGUCUGCUUGUGUUGUUCUUUUGCUUGCUUAAUCCAUAUUUGAAUGUAUAUAUUUAGUUUUUCUUUA